This is a messenger RNA of Toxotes jaculatrix (banded archerfish), 1045 nucleotides long. RefSeq names its product iron-sulfur cluster assembly enzyme (gene iscua). Gene Ontology annotation, cellular component: cytoplasm; mitochondrial matrix. Gene Ontology annotation, molecular function: ferrous iron binding; 2 iron, 2 sulfur cluster binding. Gene Ontology annotation, biological process: intracellular iron ion homeostasis; iron-sulfur cluster assembly. Bases 53 to 550 code for a protein of 165 amino acids. The record is from RefSeq and is a predicted model, not a curated record. The transcript is spliced from 5 exons. Lineage: Eukaryota; Metazoa; Chordata; Actinopteri; Toxotidae.
CGUCCUCGCUCGUGCCCAUUCGUUGGUUUCCGUUCAUCAUCGGUAUCAAAACAUGGCGGCUGUCUCCUUACGAAACUCUGCGACCUCGCUGUUGUUGUUUAGCAGGAGGUUAUUGAGCCCGCGGCUGAAUGUUCUCUGUUCAUAUCAUAAAAAGGUGGUGGACCACUACGAAAACCCAAGAAAUGUGGGCUCUCUAGACAAAAACGCCAAGAAUGUGGGGACUGGGUUGGUGGGUGCACCAGCCUGUGGUGAUGUUAUGAAACUUCAGAUCGAGGUGGACGAAAAUGGCAAGAUCGUGGAUGCAAAGUUCAAGACAUUUGGCUGCGGAUCAGCCAUUGCCUCCAGUUCUCUAGCAACAGAGUGGGUGAAGGGGAAAUCGGUUGAUGAAGCUCUGAAGAUAAAGAACACAGAUAUUGCCAAAGAACUCUGCCUACCUCCAGUCAAGCUUCAUUGCUCUAUGCUUGCUGAAGAUGCCAUAAGAGCAGCGCUGUCAGACUACAGGCUAAAGCAACAGGACAAGGAGAAGGAACGUGUCAAAGUCAGCAGUUAAUAUGUUGUUACUAAUCUAGUAUGGGGGAUCCCAUUGAUAUUUCAGCACCAGCUAAUGUCUUGCAGCAGUGCAGUGCUGAAUGGAAGAUAAGCUGCCAUGAUCAGGUCUCGCACCCUUGUGAGGUUUUCUGGGAGUUUUACAGGCUUUAAGAAUCUCCAUGGUCGUGGGGACAGUCUCUUCAAUUCAAGCCAUUAUACCCACAUGUUCAAGUACUGGGUGUUUGUGGUGUCCAUGGAUUUAUUUCAACAGAUGAUCAAAAAUGUUUAUUGAUUGAUGCUGAUUUUGGUGUUGGGAGUUCAUGGUGAAUAUUUUAGGGAAACUCUUAAUUUUAAACAGUAGAGCUUAACUCUGGUCCCUGACCUUGCAGUUCUUUUCUACACAGACCACAACACAGAUACGUCAUAAAUCAGAAACAAUAAGUUGAGGUCUGUUUUUGUUAUGUAUAUUUUUUGGCAUUUAGGCUUAAUUUUGGCUUAACUGUAAAAAAAAAAGAAA